CCGUCUAACACAUAGCCGUCGUUUAUCGUCAUACGGACGUAUCAUAGCACGCUGCGAAUGAUUUCGGACUACGCGGGUUCAUGUGGAUGUGGUUCCGCGAUCCGCGUGUCACCAAGACAAAGGAGAACGGACUCGUCGUGAAACGCAACUAACGCCGUAGCCAUUGCUCACCAGACAGUGUCAUCUGGUCCACCCGAGCGGGUGGAAAAUCUUUUUAAAGGCCAAGAAAAUGAGCAGCGCGUAAAUCGGAAAGUAUAACCUCCUAUCGGGACCGCAGACCGGGAUUUCUGCGGGCGCAAUAUUUCUUGUGUGUUUGUGAACCAGCAGAAAACAAAUGGCGACUGGUGGAAACGUGUGCAUUAGAUUUUUCUCUGUUUUCAACCAACCAACCAAAUGCCCUAGUUAAAGGCGUCAAUUAAAAGUGCAGUGCCAGUAUCUCGCGGUAAUUAGUGGUAUCGGCUCCCAUGAUGAUGUGUCGGUCCACUGACACCAGGUUUCCACCGACCGAAACACAAAAGGAAAACGCUUCGUAGCUACACCCGUGCCAUCGUUUUUCCGUGCAGUUUAGUAUGUCCACCGGUGGCAGGUCAACGCCGUGCGUGGUGCGUCCUCGCCCAGGGAAAGCAAGAAGAAGAAGCAGUUUUGCUGUUAAUAAUUAAGUUACUCCACGGCACGAAGCUACCGGAAGUAUCUUUAAGGUCACCUUAAAGUGCCACGGGUGUUCGGGGAAACAAUGCUUGUGGAAAAUGCGAACAUUUUCAUCCUGGACGACAGUAACGUCGUCGGUGUGCCUCAAUCCACCACCGGUGGGGACGACGAGCAAUCCUCCUCCUCCCCGCUGGCGGAUGGUGGUAACUGCGUGAUAAAUCCCACCUACCUGCUGGGACCUCCAUCGGAAUCCGAUGUGGCCACGUACAGCCUUCGCUCGGGCGAAUCAUCCCGGGCCCAUAUCGCGCCGGCGGAUAUCCGGGACGCCAGCUCGCUGGGGAAGAAGCAGACCGCGGGGCAUAGUUACCAGCUCCACACGGCUAUCGUUAGCCUGACCGAGGGCUCGGCAGGUCUCGAAAACAGCAUCAACAGAGGCAGCAGGGCAGAUACCCGUGUGGAAUGUAUUAACGGGGAGUUUCUCAUUGCCGAAGACGACUACUAUCCGUACAACGAUAUUCCAGAUGAUCCCCACUUCAGCGACUUGGUCUACUCGGCCGAGAUAGCGAUCGAUGCCGGCAUUUACCCGGAGCGCAUCUACCAGGGUAGCAGCGGCUCGUACUUUGUCAAGAAUCCCGCCGACAAAGUCGUGGCCGUCUUUAAACCCAAAGAUGAGGAACCGUACGGGCGGCUGAACCCAAAGUGGACCAAAUGGAUGCACAAGCUGUGCUGUCCGUGCUGUUUUGGUCGCGCCUGCCUGAUACCGAACCAGGGGUAUCUCUCGGAAGCCGGAGCUAGUCUAGUGGACCAAAAACUAAACCUUAACAUCGUGCCGAAGACGCGCGUCGUCCGGCUGGUGUCGGAAACGUUCAACUACCCGCGCAUCGACCGGCAGAAGGCGCGUAUCAAGAAGACGAUCAAGGAGCGCAUUCCGGCGGCCCGGUUCAACCGAAUGUCGCUGCCACCGAAGACGGGCUCGUUCCAGCUGUUCGUCGAAGGCUACAAGGAUGCCGACUUCUGGCUGCGCCGAUUCGAGCAGGACCCGCUGCCGACGCGGCUUGCGCAAAAGUUUCAGAUCCAGUUCGAGCGGCUGGUCGUGCUGGACUACAUCAUCCGCAACACGGACCGGGGCAACGACAACUGGCUGAUCAAGUACGAUCAGCCAUCGAUCCUGCCGACGACGCCCACGAGCCCGACCGGUGCCAACGGGUCCGUGCCGAACGGCAUCAACGGCGGCGGUUACAUUCCACGCAGCAGCAGUCGACUGGAGAUGAUGGAGCACACGGACUGGAAUCUGGUGCAGCUGCCCGAAAUAAAGAUUGCCGCGAUCGAUAACGGGCUGGCGUUCCCGUUCAAGCAUCCUGACUCGUGGCGGGCCUAUCCGUACCACUGGGCGUGGCUCCCGCAGGCCAAGCAACCGUUCAGCCAGGAUAUCAAGGAUCUGGUGCUGCCGUCGCUGUCCGAUCCGAACUUUUGCGAGGAACUGUGCAACGAGCUGUACGAGCUGUUCAAGCAGGACAAGGGUUUCGAUCGCGGCCUGUUCGAGCGGCAGAUGUCUGUGAUGCGCGGCCAGAUGCUCAAUCUGACGCAAGCUUUAAAGGACGGGAAGAGCCCGGUACAGCUGGUCCAGAUGCCAGCCGUCAUCGUCGAGAGGUCGAAGGUAAACCCUGGAUCGUCGAGGUUUUUCUCAUUCCAGCAGCGCUUCCAAAACAAGAGUCCGUUCUUUUCGUGGUGUUAGGUUUUUAUGAGCACACAAAAUAAAAAAAAAAAAGAACGACAAACGAGGGAAAAUCAAAUCACAUCGUCAUCACAUCCUCCUCCGGAAAGGAACAGAAACGAUCGGGGGUAUUGUCGGCAGUAAAAACUCUAGCCU
Anopheles coustani is the source of this 2518-nucleotide messenger RNA. It is a transcript of the gene Pi4KIIalpha, whose product is annotated as phosphatidylinositol 4-kinase type 2-alpha. Gene Ontology annotation, cellular component: plasma membrane; trans-Golgi network; endosome. Lineage: Eukaryota; Metazoa; Arthropoda; Insecta; Diptera; Culicidae. The coding region runs from base 734 to 2383 and encodes 549 amino acids. Gene Ontology annotation, biological process: endosome organization; Golgi organization; phosphatidylinositol phosphate biosynthetic process. The transcript has 5 exons. The record is from RefSeq and is a predicted model, not a curated record. Gene Ontology annotation, molecular function: 1-phosphatidylinositol 4-kinase activity.